Molecule: messenger RNA, 930 nt
Organism: Aspergillus tanneri
Lineage: Eukaryota; Fungi; Ascomycota; Eurotiomycetes; Eurotiales; Aspergillaceae
Product: DUF3431 domain-containing protein
Exons: 3
Coding region: 1-930 (309 amino acids)
Source: RefSeq, a predicted model, not a curated record
AUGAGACUAUCUUACCGUGUUGGUCUGGCCGCACUCUUUAUCUUCGCCAUCUUCCUGAUUAAGCGACACCUCGACUUCCUUCAGGAUGAUACGCGGGCCCAGUCUUUUUGGCCGCUCAAUAUAAAUGGGAAUCCCGGGACUCACGAGACACCAAAUGGACGGGCCUCACAAGGGAAGGAACCCCUCAUCGUCACCCAACCGACUUACGAAACGACCCCGAUUAUCGUGCCCAAUGAUCGAGUGAUUGUAAUGGCCAAACUGGCAGCGGAGGAUACAUCGUGGGUCAGCAUUGAACUCGCAGAAUGGCGUAACUUCAUUUAUACCGUCGACGAUCCGAACGCACCCCGCCAUACCCCCGUGAACAAGGGUCGCGAAAGUCUCGCAUACCUUCAAUAUAUCGUUGACCAUUACCACGACCUCCCCGCAACACUGAUCUUCCUUCACAGCCACAAGGACGGCUUCCCUGGGGCCUGGCACACGGAUUCGACGGAUUAUAGUAACGUGCAGGCGAUGCGUACCCUUAAGAUCGACUACGUACAACAAAACGGCUACGUCAAUCUUCGGUGCCAGGAAGACCCGGGUUGUCCCAGUGAGAUCAGACCGAGCUUGGAAAAUAGCCCUACCGGAAAACCAGCCGAUAAGAUUUAUGCGCAGGCGUGGAGGGAACUUUUCAACAACACCGAUGUGCCCAACGAGGUUGGUGUGCCGUGUUGCUCUCAAUUCGCUGUUUCGCGGGACCAAGUCUUGAAGCGUCCUCUUAGUGACUAUGAGUGGUUCUACUCUUGGGUGCUGAACAACAAUUUGAAGGACGACGAAACGGCGCAUGUGAUGGAGUAUACAUGGCAUAUCAUUUUCGGAAAAGAUCCAGUCUAUUGUCCCGACACUUUCGAGUGUUACCGGGAAGUUUUUGGAAAUCCGUUUUUCUGGUAA